AUUGAGAAGUUUGGAAGAAGAAAAAAAAGGCAAAAAAAACAAAAUGGGUGAAGAAUGUCCAGGUGGCAAGAGCUCGUGGCCGGAGCUGGUGGGGAAAAGGGGUGAAGAGGCGAAAGCGAUCAUUGAGAAAGAGAAUCCGAAUGUGACGGCUGAGAUUUUAUCCGAAGAUGAAAUGAUAUUGACCGUUAUUAUAUGCACGAGGGUUGUCGUUAGGGUCAACGACUCUGGCAUUGUCGUUGGAAUCCCUAUCGUUGGUUGAUAAUAAUAACCAUAUUGUAUAUACACAUGUCGGUCCAAUCCUAUAAAUAGUAAUGUUCCAUGAAUAAUCAAUAACAUAUGUUUGUUGUAAUGUACUUGUGUAUAGUAUUUUAUGAUAACAACAUUGUAUUUAAUAGAAUAACCUCGUGUUAUUUACUGGUUAUUUAUUAUGAAGAUGAUUCUAUUAUA
Tarenaya hassleriana is the source of this 447-nucleotide messenger RNA. RefSeq names its product inhibitor of trypsin and hageman factor-like. Gene Ontology annotation, biological process: response to wounding. The coding region runs from base 44 to 259 and encodes 71 amino acids. The transcript is spliced from 2 exons. The record is from RefSeq and is a predicted model, not a curated record. NCBI's taxonomy places the organism in Eukaryota, Viridiplantae, Streptophyta, Magnoliopsida, Brassicales, Cleomaceae. Gene Ontology annotation, molecular function: serine-type endopeptidase inhibitor activity.